AUGAUCGCAGAAGAGGAUGGCACUUCUAAAUGGUACAAUGACAAUCACUUCGGUGACUUCGGUGAUCUUGACAUGGGUGGACCUUGGACUGGCUUGACUCUUUUCAGCAAACCAGAGGAAGAGGUCUUUGAUCCUCUUCCUUCUGCAGAUACUGAAGCAGACACUUCCGCAAGAGCUCCUAGGUCACUUCCCGUGCCGAAAGAGCCAACUGCACAAGAGCGUGCUGAGCAUGAACUUACCCAUCUCCCUUUUCGGAGUUGGUGUAAGAUUUGUGUUGAGUCCAAGUCUCGGCAGGAUCAUUCGAAGAAACUUCGGCUGAAGCAACCUGUACUUCAGUGCGAUUACUCGUUCAUCACUGACCCGGAGACAAAGGACCAUGUCACACUUCUCAACGUGCGAGAUGUUUUGUCUGGACUUGCUUUGUCGUGCGUUGUCCCUUGUAAAGGUCAUUCUGUCUACGCGGAAGGUGAACUUCGCAGGUUUGUUCUUGAAACUGGUCGCACUUUUGGAACGUUGCAAGCGGAUCCUGAACCAGCACUUCUUACGGUUGUGCAAACCAUGACGUCUGAACUUGGCGGACUUUCACUUCGGAAAUCUCCAACAGAGUGGAAGCAAGCACAAGGAGCUGUAGGCAACGCCCAGCAACUUCUGUACGCUCAGGUUCGCGCACUUCGUCAGGACUUCGCGUCUAGGUACGGUUUCAAGCUUUCCGUCACUUCUCCGUUGUUUGCUUGGCUUGUGAAGCAUGCGCAAUUCCUUCUGAACAACUUCUCUGUUCGCUCUGAUGGUUUAACGCCGUAUGAGCGACGUUGGUCGCGGAGAUACAAUUCUGAACUUUGCAAGUUCGGUGAAAUUGUCAUGUGUAGACUUCCUGGCAAGCAUUCAAAGGCAGAGCCUUCCUGGGUGCAAGCCAUUUGGCUUGGUCGUGACACUUCCGCUGACAUGCGCUUGAUCGGCACCACUUCGGGUGUGCUCAAAACCAGGAGCAUUCGCCGACUUCCUGUGUCGGAACAAGUUGACCAACGUAUGGCUGAGGACUUCAAGGCAUCCCCCUGGGAUCCGAAAGGUCGUGGUGAGGACACGGAUGUUCUCAUACUUCCUCCUCCGCCAGCAGAGAUUGCAAGUGGUGCGCCCGUGACGCCUUCUCGUGUUGCGGACGCUCCAUCCACUGCUUUUGAAACUUCGGCACCAUCUCAUGGCACCAAACGAACUUCGGAAGACAUAGAGCUUGAUGACGUAGAUGAACCCGCCAACUUGUUUCAGCGUGUCGGACCAUCCACUUCCGACUUGAAGCGUUCAGCCCCCGACACAGUUCCAGGAGCGGAACGAAACUUCAGCGGAUUGGAGCUGUUCUUGAAGAUGAUGAUUCACUUCCUGUUUCUUUGCUUGACUGUUGCUUCUGUCACUACAAAGCAUGGACUUGACGUUCCAAUUGAGCCCAAUGUUGAUCGUGAAGAAGAGCUUCAAGCACUUCGCGCAGCCGAUCCCGUCUUGUGGUACGACACUGAGUUUGACCGCGAGCAGGAGAUUGCAGGCAUGAACAAGGAAAUGACUUCCAUCAAGAACUUCGAGGUGUAUGAAGAGGUCUUGACUUCCGAAUGUACUUCCGAGCAACUUCAGAAUGCCAUUUCAACAAAGUGGGUGAAACGGCCAAAAGGCGGCGAGGUCAAGUGCCGCGUGUGCGUUCGUGGAUUCGAUCAAGAGGUCGACCCCGACGACACUUACGCCAGCACGCCGUCCCUCAUCACACUUCGCUUGUUGUUGACACUUGCCAUUGCGUUUGACUGCUUUGUCAUUGCAGGCAUCGUGGCAAUCAAGAAAGUUGCUGGAACCUUGAACACUUCUGAUGUGAUGACAAAGUACAUCACUAAGGAGGCUCCCGAGUAUGAUAGUUAUGGUUCACUUCAUCCCGGGUUUGAAGAGUGGAGCACCAGUGAAACCAUGCCACCUAAGAUGGCAAAGGCACUUCCACGCAUUCCACCACUUUCAUGGCGGAACUUCCAGACACAUGAGGAGGUUCAGCAGCAGCAGAGGCUUCAAGAUCAACUUCAGGCGCAGCGUAUGAACAGAGGGUUGGACUUCAGUUCGAGUCCUGAUCUGCAAACUUCGGUGAUGCCACCGUAUGACAACCCUCACUUCAUUCUGCAGUUGAAUCCAGAGCAUUUUCUGCAUAGUUUUUGGAACAAGGAGUCAGAAGUCAUGAUGAAUACUCCUGAGGAACAACUUCUGUACAAGAUGGUGGAUGAGUUUCCACUUCAGCGUCCUCAAGGCCCAGCUUCACUUCUUGCAUGGACUUUGACUGGACACUUCUACAUUCUUCUUGGCAUGCAUGACCUAGCUUUCAUUGGCCUCUUCAGGGCACUUUGUGGCUAUGACUUCUCUGGAUGGAGCUAA
Molecule: messenger RNA, 2394 nt
Organism: Durusdinium trenchii
Lineage: Eukaryota; Dinophyceae; Suessiales; Symbiodiniaceae
Source: the annotation of a GenBank genome assembly